AUGGCCGAGGCGCUGCGCGCCGCCGGCUUCCCGCUCCUCGCAUCAAAGUUGUCCGGCGAAUCCAUCGAGGAGGACCGCAGCGAGGCCAAUCCAACAAAUUGGGGCCCCGACGACGCGCGCAUCAUCUUCACGGCCUACUUCGAAGGCACGGCGAACGUCGUGGAGCGAAGGACGACGCAGAUUGGGUUGUUUCACGAAUUGGAUCGAGGCAUCGAUGUUGGUAGCGAUGCGACGUCGGCGGCGCAGGCGGCGCGGACCGCGCGCGAGAACGGGCGGCGCUCGAAGCCGCUGCGGUUCAAGAUGGGUGUUGAUGGCUGCGGCCACGAGCACGGGUUGGCCGGUGUUGUGUUCGCGUUCGGGCUGCGAGGCCAGUGCGAACGUCUAGCGGCGUGCGUGCGAGCGGUACGAGGCGUGCUGGGCGAGCCGAAGACGCAGCUCAACAUUGUUGGUUUGAGUCGGGGCGCCGUCGCGGCUUUGGCCGUCGCGGAGAUGCUCGGCGCGACGCCACAGCUGUUCGUGGGCGAGAGCGCCGAGCUGCCUUCACUCAAUUCGCAGAAUUCGAGUGACGACGGCGCCUCGACGCCGCCCUCGUCGUCCGGAAGCCUGAACAUCCUCGCGGACUCGCCACGGAUACCCGACUCGGACCCCCGACCUAGGGCCGAGUCCAUUACUGAUGCCGUGCAUUACCCAUCUCCAUCGAUAAAUGAGGAGGAGGUAAAGGCCGACCCGCGAUCAUUAUCAAGGCGCACUUUGAGGUUACAUUUGUUACUUUUUGAUCCGGUACCCGGGAAUCAAGUAUAUACGACGCGGUACCUGGACCCCUUGAAUUGGUCUACUGGUAACCAGGCCAUGGACGUGUCCUCGUGUUCUGAACUCAGAAGGGUGCUCGCCAUCUACCCCUAUGAACCUUUACCGGCGAUUACUUUCCAUGCGCCUCUCAUUCCCACUUAUCCUUCUUCAGCUUCUGUUGAUGAGAUCGCAUCUUUAGGAUGCCACCAGGGCGCCUUGCUCUGCGCCCCGAAUCGGAUUUCUUGUAGACUGUCCUACGCCAUGCUGCGGUCCUUCCUGGCGAACGAGUGCGGUGUGAAGUUGCGGGGCUGCCGGCCCUUCGACGAGUCGUUAGCGACGCGGCAGGCGACGCUCCGAGUCCUGGAGAUGUUACGGGCGGCGGCGGUCGACGAUGCGGCAAAAGCGGGCACCUUCGACGGCACCUACGUGUCGCGCGCCGCGCAUUCGCCAACGCCCGGCGCCGCCGUCGUGCGUCGUGCGACAGGACGCUACCUGAACGCCUUCCAUCGGCGCCUGGCGACGCGCGAAGGGGCCUCAACAGACGUCGACGACGGCCGGCCGCUCUACGUCCUCGACGUCGUGCGCGGAGACGAAUGAGGAUGAAUGAGGCCGCCCUCGCGAAACUUCCCUCGCGAGGCGCGUGGACUCUCCGACGGCCACGUCGACGCCAUCGCAGCGACCAGGUCAAGUUCAAGUAACAGUU
Pelagomonas calceolata is the source of this 1492-nucleotide messenger RNA. NCBI's taxonomy places the organism in Eukaryota, Pelagophyceae, Pelagomonadales, Pelagomonadaceae. The record is from the annotation of a GenBank genome assembly.